Messenger RNA from Megalops cyprinoides (Indo-Pacific tarpon), 1544 nucleotides. Its product is annotated as protein FAM3C-like. The record is from RefSeq and is a predicted model, not a curated record. Bases 1 to 747 code for a protein of 248 amino acids. Lineage: Eukaryota; Metazoa; Chordata; Actinopteri; Elopiformes; Megalopidae. The transcript is spliced from 8 exons.
AUGAGACUAUCAGCUGUGGACAGUGCCUGGAUGAUUGAAUCUUUCUUUACGAGAGUCCUGUAUAUUUCCUCACUUGCAGAAAUCCUGAAGCCGGCUCUGCUGGUUUGCUUCCUAUUGGUCGCCGUUGUCUUCACCCUCAAUUACCUGGAAAUAAACAAGGAUUUUGACCUGAGAUAUAUAUAUGCGAGGUUAACUCAAGCUGACCCUGCCCCCCCCACAGUUCCGUAUUUUAAGUGUGGCCUGUCCAAGCCCUGUCCCGAGGGACACUUUGCCUUUAAGAUAAGCAGCGGGGUGGCCAGUGCGGUAGGACCCCGCAUGUGCCUGGAGGACAAAACACUGAUGAGCGGAGUGAAGAACAAUGUGGGAAGAGGGCUGAACAUCGCCUUAGUAAACGCAAAGACGGGGGAGCUCAUUAAAUCGGACUACUUUGACAUGUGGGUAGGAGAUGUCAACGUCCUGAUCGCCUUCCUGAAGAGCAUUGAGGAGGAAACGCUGGUGCUGAUGGCUACUUUCGACGACGCCUACACCAAGCUCAACGCGGAGGCGAAGCAGCUGAUCGCUGACUUGGGGAGCUCCAGCAUCGAUGCGCUGGGCUUCAGGGAUAACUGGGUGUUCCUGGGUGAGAAAGGGGCCAAAGCCAAGAGUGCUUUUGAGAAGCACAUAAAGAACGACCCAAACACCAACAAGUACGACGGCUGGCCGGAGGUGCAGCAGAUUGAAGGUUGCAUUGCCAAGAAACCAGAGUGACCUUUGACCCCAACCUCAGUGUUGGCUCUGUUUGGAGCAAUGGGCAAUGGGUGUCCCAUUUUCCUGUUUACAUCACCGAGCAGGAGCAGGUGACAGAGUUGCCUAAACACUGCUGCCUUCCUAUCUGCAGGUAGAUGCCAAGCAGAAAAGAUUUUAUAGUUAUUUUAAACAUGUAAAUAUGAUCACAGAUAAAGCUGUACAAAGAGUUAGAGCAGUGAUUUAUCUGUUGGUAUUAGUAAGGUUAUGAUUUUAUUUUUGUUAUUACUAAUUUAAUACUUGUGUAAAAUCUACGAUAAUGGAGAGGGACUUUUGCGAAGAACUCCACCGUCUGUGUGUCCCUCUAACACUAUGUGGUUACACGCAGUUCUGUUUUGCACCCUUUUUCCAUGCAGUACAAGGCAAUUGAUUUUUCAGCACUGUUUCCUUUGCAGACUUGUACUUCUGUGUUUCCAUGCAUGAAUUUCAGACUGAACUGGUAUUUCACCCCAUGUCAGAUUGCAUCAUGGGAGUCACACUAAUCCUGGUGCCCUUACCUCCCCAUCCCAUUUGUUUGAAACUCGUCUUGCCGUGCAACACAGAGAGGUUAUUUAUCUUCUUUCAUAACGGUCCAUUUUUUUUUUUUCCUCUUUUGACUGGCAACUUGGCACUGCAGAGCCGUCUUCUCACCUUGCAGUUGGCCAGGUCUGCCACACCUCAGAGGAGUCUGGGACGUGGGAUGAGAUCUGAAUGUGAGUGUGUGUGGAACAGUGUCACAUUUCACAUCACCCAUUGUGCGAUUGAAAACGCUUCAAGGAUUG